CCUACGUGGUCCCGACGUGGCUCUAAAUGCUAAGCCACAUGGAAACGCAUAUCGCUGUUUAUAAUGCUUUUCGAUUAGGUUUUAUGUAAAAGAGGGUUUAGUGUCACAGUUGAGUUCACUUUGUUGCAAUUAACCUACUCAGGAAAAACAUAGUUAAGAACCUAAAUACUUUGACUUUCUUCAGAAUUUCUGAUUGAUUUACAUUUUGGCUCAAUGAGGCGUCAUAAACGUAACUACAGUAGACCUAUGUUUUAUCGGCCAACGUUGGCUUUUAAAACAUUUACAAUACUAUCCGUCGAAUCAAAAAACGCACGCGCCCGUUUGAUUCGGGAACCAGCCGCUUUGAAAGAUUCAUUCAAAAGAUUCGAUUCGGGGUUCGGAAUGAAUCGUUCGCGAAUCUCGCUCACAUCGCCAGCAGGAGGGAUCCAGAGCGGCUGUGUCACUCGGAAGGAAACAUCAGGGAAUCUGUGGCUCUUUUUUUUUUUUUUUUUAAAUCUAACGUUAGGGCUCAAGAAAAACCCAGCGACAUCCUUCCCGUCAUUUGGAAGAAAGAUGCCUGAAUUGUUUUGCUUUUUAUCGGAUGUAGAUUAAUAUUCACGGGCUGAUGCGGCCAUGGCAAGUCACGGUGUCAGCCUUAUCGAUACCCGCCCGCAGCAUUUGAAGGAUACGAAGUGAAAGAUAAAUUAUAAUUGAGUAACGUUAAGUUUAUCUGAUCUCGGCAGACUUCAUCUGUGCGCAUGCGAGAUAACAGUUCUGCGCUCUGGAUAUGCUGAUGUGAACUGAUACAGGCUGAAUGCCUGUCCGAGAUAAUGUGAUUUUGUCUUUCCAUAGAGGUUUUUUUUCUCUAACAUUAUCAUCGGCGGGUCUAAAACCGGGGGCCGAUCCGCGCCGUUCGCCUCGUAAAGUGUUCUUAAAAGGCGCGUUUGAUGGUUAACGGACGGAUAUCUUCUUCAUCUACAAUCAGCUGACCGCCUCCGAAUCCGUAGCAUUGGACGAGAUAACCCGGAGUUUUCCUCUAUUUGCUUAAACAGAAGGCUGUUCGGAAGCCAGGUAUUUCCUCUUGCGUUAAAGGAGCCCGUGAGGACCGCGGCCGAACAGGAACGGGAUCUUGGAGAUGUCAGGCCGGCCUAGGACCACCUCGUUUGCGGAGAGCUGCAAGCCAGUGCCGCAGCCUUCAGCCUUUGGCAACAUGAAAGUCAGCAGAGAUAAAGAUGGCAGUAAAGUUACUACAGUGGCAGCGACCCCCGGUCAGGGACCCGACCGGCCUCAGGAGGUCAGCUACACGGACACAAAGGUCAUCGGGAACGGCUCUUUUGGGGUCGUUUAUCAAGCGAAGCUGUGCGACACCGGAGAGCUGGUGGCCAUAAAGAAGGUGCUCCAGGAUAAAAGGUUUAAGAAUCGCGAGUUACAGAUCAUGAGGAAGUUGGAUCACUGUAACAUUGUGCGUCUGCGCUACUUCUUCUACUCCAGCGGAGACAAAAAGGAUGAGGUGUAUCUGAAUUUGGUGAUGGAUUACGUGCCUGAAAACGUGUACAGAGUGGCCAGACACUACAGCAGAGCCAAGCAGAAUCUGCCCAUGGUCUAUGUGAAGCUAUACAUGUACCAGCUGUUCCGCAGCUUGGCGUACAUCCACUCGUAUGGGAUCUGCCAUCGAGACAUCAAGCCGCAGAACCUCCUGCUCGAUCCAGAGACAGCUGUACUCAAACUCUGUGACUUUGGAAGUGCUAAGCAGCUGGUGCGUGGUGAGCCUAAUGUUUCCUACAUCUGCUCGCGCUACUACAGAGCCCCUGAGCUCAUUUUCGGGGCCACGGACUACACUUCCAGCAUAGACAUUUGGUCGGCGGGCUGCGUGCUGGCCGAGCUGCUGCUUGGACAGCCCAUAUUUCCUGGUGACAGCGGCGUCGAUCAGCUGGUUGAAAUCAUCAAGGUGCUGGGAACUCCUACACGAGAGCAGAUCCGGGAGAUGAACCCCAAUUACACCGAAUUCAAGUUUCCACAGAUAAAGGCACACCCGUGGACUAAGGUUUUCCGGCCGCGGACCCCUCCGGAGGCGAUAGCUCUGUGUUCCCGGUUGUUGGAGUACACACCUACGGCCCGAUUCACUCCUCUGGAGGCCUGCGCUCACACUUUCUUUGACGAGCUCCGUGAGCCCAACCUCAAGCUCCCGAACGGAAGAGAGCGGCCUGUGCUGUUUAAUUUCACUACACAGGAGUUGUCCGGUAACCCGUCGCUGGCCUCCGUUCUCAUUCCUGCACAUGCUCAGAACCAGGCGGAAAACUCCUCCCAGUCUGCCUUGGCUGCAACAGGUGCCAACAGUGGCGAUCGUGGUCCAAACGCCAACGCUGCCUCUGCUGCCCCUAAUCCUGCAACUUGAACCCCAUCCAACCGUUAAUGGGCCACUUUUACGCUGCUGCUUAUUAGCCACGCCCACUCCCCCGGGGGUCAAGGGCGUGGCUACAAUUACCCGAAAAGCUCAUUAUUUGAUGGAUGCACCAAACCAAACCAUCCCCAGUCAUUGUCUUUGUUUUUACUAUUAUUCUAUUUUUUAAUUUAUUGCUCUGAAGGACGAAUCGAGGGCUCAGAAACACCUCCUCAGGAUCAUCUGCGGUGAUGUUUGACAAUUCUCUUCCCCCUCGUCUCUCUUUUUCUCUCUCUCUCUAUAUAUACACACACUUAUAUAAACCAUCACACAUACAAAUAAGUUUUCACGUGUCUACUUCGACAUUUUUUAAAGGGAAAUCUGUAUGCUGUAGCCGCUGCUUCUUUUAUAAUUGUCUCGGGCCCCUUCCUUGUCACCUGCGGGUGGAGACAAAGACUUAAAACGAGUAUGAGCUGACACAGACAGCGCAGGUGGGAUGCAAGAAAGCUGGUUUCUGAUUGGUCGAUACGACCGAAUCCUGAACAGCGUGGACUGAUUUCCAGGGCUUGUGUACAUUCUGUAGACUAUGUGAAAUAUAUGCUAAUGGCGUUUGCCUUUUUCCUCAGUACUGGGCAGAUAUGUUGUAUGCUUAAGCUGUAUGCUGCUGUGUACCUCUUUGUUUUUUCCACCACUUUUGAAGGAGUGACAUUACCCAUCCGUUUCCCGCUCGUCUUCCUCUUUCCCACUGUAUAAUACUUCACUGAACUCAGAUGUUGCCACAGACGUAAUAUCAGAUCAUGUUCUGUGAGCAAGAGCGUGCGUGCGUGUGUGUGUGAGCGCAUGCUGUACGUCUUAUGUCUAUAAAUACUGUAUGCUGAUUAGUGAGCUAAACGAAUUAAGCACGAAAUUAAGAAAAAUGAUAAUCAGGACCUUAAAGGGAUAGUUCACCCAAAAGAGAAAAUUCUGUCAUUAUCACUCGCCUCAUAUCGUUCUAAACCGGUAAGACAUCAGUUCAUGUUCACAACACAAAUUGAGAUAUUUUUGAUAACAUACAAGAGCUCUCUGAUCAUCCACAAAGACAGCUGAGGUCCGAUUAAUGACAGGAUUUUCAUUUUUGGGGGAACUGUCCCUUUAAAACAGAACGCGUGAACGGGUUUUCAAAUUCCAGCCUAAAGAAAGAUGUCCGGUUUAGUUCCCAGACUCGCGUUAUUUGUGUUAGAAUUUAGCAGGAAUGAGCGCUGAAAGCAUUUUGAAACCCUUAACCUUCUGAACCGCUUCAUCAGGGACGCAGGCUAACGAGGCAGGAGAAAAUAAGACGGGAACGCUUUCUCUGCAGUGCGUUCGCUUCCUUUUAUUGUUUUCGUUCCUCUUGUUCUCUUUAGCGCCCCCUAGUGUUAGUGGAAGCGCACAGCAGAGGCUGCUCUAUCAAAUGCCGUCGUAAAUCAGUAGAGAAGAGUCACUUCAAACUGUUUAUAUCUCUCCCAAAAGUGCUGUUGAAAGAAUAUCUUUUCUGUUGCACGGUUAAAGCGACAGUUCACCCAAACAAGCAUUUUUAUUUUUAUUAUCUUUUCUAUACAACGCGAGAUUUAAUAUAGAGAGUGUGAUUAAGGGCUGUCAAACGCAAAAAAGUGACUCGCGUGCUAUAUUUAACGCCUUUUAAGUCGUAUCUUCGUAUGUGAGAAAAACACAAAUUAAAUUAUUAAUUUCUAACUCCCUAACUCUCACACACACAGUGUUUUGGUCGAAUUUGAAGACACUCAGCAUCGCUGAAAAAAGUGUUGAUGUUACAAAGUGAUUUGCCAUAUUUUAAUAUAAACGAUCAGAAUGGGAUUUUAAAGCUGGAGCUGAGAAUGUGUUUGUAGCUUAAAUGUUGAUCUCCAAACACUUUCAUGGUAUGCAAACGAUUGGUUCGUUUUAUUUAUUUAUUCCCUACAUGAAAGAAAAAGGACAAUAUGAAGGACUGGAAAUCAUAAAAACAGUGUUAAUUUUUGGGGGGGUGAAUUGUCCCUUUAACGGUUGUUUUUAAUGAACUCUUUAAACUAAUACAAUAUCUAUGAAGGUGCACCAUUGCUCGCGUGUGUUAAAAUGCUCAUUUGUUUAAAUAAUCUAUGCUUGGCGAACUUGAGAUGAUUUUUUUUGUUCAGGUCAGUUCACUCUCACAGCAGGGAAAAUAGACUAAACAUUGUUUUUCUUUCUUUUCCUGUUUGUCAUUUCAGCUUAAAGCUCCAGAAGGACUUUUUCUUAACCAUCCUCUCGAAUUUAUCGUGCGUUCUUUUAACCGACAUGUAAAAAAAAAAUCUAUUUACAGUGUUUACAAUUAGUUUUUUUUACGAUUAUGUAUAAUACACGAGAAUACGGUGUCGGGCAUCUACGGUAUUAAAUUAUUUUGCAAUAAUAUUUUUGAUUUAUGUUUGGGGUUUCGUAAAACGCUUUCAGCAGCACUUAAAGGGAGCGAUGUCGACCUUUACCAUACGCUUCAUUCAGAUAUGUUGGCGGUCUUGAUGUAAAGUUUCUCAGUGACUCUUAUCAGAGACGAAUAUGCGACGAAAAGGGAAAUAUACAAAUGUGACUGUUGCCAGAGUUAAACAGCAGUCGAGCAACGGCCAACAUAGCUAUUAAUUAUGGUUUUGUUUCAUUUUUCUCUUCACGUGACGGUAUGUUACGCGUUCCGCUGAUGUGUGUCCGGUCUCUUUUGUGUGUUCUGGUUCAGAGGAGUCACCUGAUACUGUACUGCAUUGAAUAAAGUGUAGGUUAGCCUCACGAAAAA
Molecule: messenger RNA, 5126 nt
Organism: Puntigrus tetrazona (Sumatra barb)
Lineage: Eukaryota; Metazoa; Chordata; Actinopteri; Cypriniformes; Cyprinidae
Gene: gsk3bb
Product: glycogen synthase kinase 3 beta, genome duplicate b
Exons: 11
Coding region: 1115-2374 (419 amino acids)
Biological process (GO): extrinsic apoptotic signaling pathway in absence of ligand; regulation of microtubule cytoskeleton organization; regulation of neuron projection development
Cellular component (GO): glutamatergic synapse; cytoplasm; cytosol
Molecular function (GO): ATP binding; tau-protein kinase activity; beta-catenin binding
Source: RefSeq, a predicted model, not a curated record